UUUUGGAAAAAUACCGAUACUGGUGCGAUCUACAACCCACCCAAUCAUUACAGAGAUGAAUCAACACCUCCGCGUUCCCCAAUAGACGAUAGUUAUGCGAUUAUCGAUACUGUAACCUCAAAUCGUCAAGGACCGCCAAGAAAUUGUACAUCCGGCACAGUUGGAUGCAUUCCAAAAUGUUUCGCGGAAAAGGGUAACCGUGGUUUUCCCGGUGAAGCUGGACCCCCCGGACCGACGGGCUUGCCUGGUUAUCCAGGUCCUGAAGGUCCACCCGGCGAUAAGGGCCAAAAAGGCGAUCCAGGUCCGCUAGGUCCUCGCGGUUAUAAGGGUGAACGCGGUGUUCCCGGUAUUCCUGGUAUGCCUGGAGUACCUGGCGUACAAGGUAUUUCCGGAAAUCCCGGUACUACUGGUGCGCCUGGAAAAGAUGGUUGCGAUGGCCAAGACGGUAUACCCGGUCUACAAGGUUUGAGUGGUAUGGCUGGUCCGCGCGGCUAUCCAGGCCAGCCUGGCGUUAAGGGUGAGAAAGGUGAACCGGCAAAGGAAAAUGGAGAUUAUGCUAAAGGAGAAAUAAAAUAA
Messenger RNA from Rhagoletis zephyria (snowberry fruit fly), 576 nucleotides. RefSeq names its product collagen alpha-1(IV) chain-like. Lineage: Eukaryota; Metazoa; Arthropoda; Insecta; Diptera; Tephritidae. Gene Ontology annotation, molecular function: extracellular matrix structural constituent conferring tensile strength. The record is from RefSeq and is a predicted model, not a curated record. Gene Ontology annotation, biological process: extracellular matrix organization.